AUGUCGACUGACUACAAGUUCGAAGGAUGGCUUGGUUUGGAUCCUAGAUCCGCGGACGGCAAGAUGGUCUGGGGAGAGUUAGAACGAAACCAUGGGAAGAAACGGACGUUGAUAUCCAAAUUACCCAUUGCGGUAUUUGCGGCUCGGAUACGCAUACUUUACGGAGUGGAUGGGGCACUACGAACUACCCUUGUUGUGUUGGCCAUGAAAUUGUCUGCAUCGCAGUUCGCGUUGGAUCCAAAGCUGUCGGAGAUAUUAAACUCGGAGACCGCGUUGGCGUCGGUGCAUAAAGCGACUCGUGCCUUUCUCGUGAAGGGGAGCGCGAAGAAUGCAAUACGGGCCAGGAAAAGUACUGCACAAAACACUGGAUCGGGACCUACAAUGGUGUAUUUCUGA
This is a messenger RNA of Penicillium antarcticum, 396 nucleotides long. RefSeq lists its product as uncharacterized. The record is from RefSeq and is a predicted model, not a curated record. Lineage: Eukaryota; Fungi; Ascomycota; Eurotiomycetes; Eurotiales; Aspergillaceae. The transcript has 3 exons. The coding region runs from base 1 to 396 and encodes 131 amino acids.